GGCUUCAGAGAGUGUCGAGCCGACGGCCGCGUUUGACGUCGCAUCCCUCGUACUGUACGGCUCGCGCGCACUACCGAUCCGCCUUAAGAUCUUGCUCGAUCAGUUGUUCAACCAGUUGCAGCACGCGCAAGUGACACGUUUACUAGCCGCGUUCGGCUGGACGUACGAGGAUUACACACGGGGAUACAUACUGCAGGAUUCGCAGAACGGCCCGGUGCUGGACCGAUGGAGCAUCUGCUCUCCUGAAGAGGAGCCGCUGGUACUGCAGCAGUUCCUCAGGUUCGCCGAGACGCGUCCGUUCGUGCAGCAGUUGCUGCUGGCCGCCGGGACGCCGGGUACGGAUGCUAUGUCACCAAGCAGACGACCUUCGCCGCCGACGAUGCCACUAGCACACUUACCGCCGCCGUUGCACCUGCUUCACUGCGGCUUGCCGCCGCCAGGCUCCAGGUUGCCUCCGCCUCUGCCCCCGCCGCCACCUCCGCCCUCUGUCUCUCAUCCAUCCAUGUCGCCGACCGCGCAGAAACAUUAUUCCACCGCGUCCACCGGUAACCCCGGUGUCACAAGCACCGUCAACUCUCCACCGAGAAGCCUGGACUCUCAUCUGACCGUCUCACCGCUCAACAGACUGCAAAGCAUGCAACCGUUCGACUUCAGGAAGCUUGGAUCGAUCGGUAUACCGGCGUUUCCACCUCUGCCACCGCCUCCGCCGGCGGAACAGCUGAUGCAGAACAGAAAAUCCAUGAGAAACCCUCAGAGUCCUCACAGUCCACCUCAUCAUUCGACAGUGAACCAACUUCAAAGGCCUCACAUGCCACCGGUUACACCGGUCUCCUCCUCGGCGCUCAACUUCGGCCAUCCUCUCUCCGUAGCCGUGUCUUCCGGACCUCUGCCGCCUAGUUUCCCCGCUCAUUUUCCACCACCGCCCAUGGGCAAGUCCUCGGGCUCGGUGACAGCCAUGACUGGACACGCGGACGUGCACAGCGGAGGCGAGAAGAGCAGCGAGUUCGGCUCGGAGGAGGACGAGGAGGACGAUGAGAACUCCGACAGCGCGUUGAACCUCAGCAGACGGGACUCUUCCGCUUCUAAACACGCCGCGGAUCACAGACAUCCUCAUCCGAUGCCUCUUCAAGCUGCACCUCUAGGCAGGCCGCCCGGAAUCCCUGGAAGGAAGCCUCACUCACCUGGCAAGAGACCCGGCAGCCAAUGGGGCGGAACGUCGGGGAACAUCCCCGUUCUACCGCCUCAGGUUGGCCUACCUGUCCCAGCCACCGGUCUAAAUCACCUUCCUUUUGGAUCCUUCCCGUUGCUCACGCCUCCUCCUGACCUCAGAUCGCCAGCCUCGCUCUGUGGGCUGGACUUCAAGCACCUGGACCUGCAGCCUGCCCAGAGCCAAGGCAGACCUGGCUACGACGAGGCUCUUCAGCAGAGAAUGAGCGCCAGCGCUUGCAUCUCCACCACCACCGCGUUGACCACAGCUAGCGUGGCGAUGACAUGUGCCUCAGAGACGCCUAACGUGAACAUAGUGGCCAGAGGAUCGUUCUCCAGCAACAGCUUAGCCGACACCGUCUCUCCGUCCACUCAGGCCUCCACCGCUGUCGUAGAAGGCGAGGACGACGACGACGACGACGACGGAGGCAUCGUGGUUGUAGCUGAAGACGACGCCAGUAACCUACCGUCCAGGUUGCCGAUGCACUCGGGCGAGGAAGACGACGAGCAACCGGCUGACUUCAGCCUGGCGAAGAGACCCAAGCUCUACUUCGGCGAGCCAGCGGACGACGAUCUGGUGAGCAACGCGGACAGCAACGAGGACAACGAUUCUAUGGGCACGGUGGAUCAGCAGAGCUACUCUGUCAGCCAGCACUCUACGAACUCGACGUCCAUGCACAGCAGAGGCGUCAGGAAGAGGAAAUCUCAGCACCCGACUAGAUGCGCCGUUCUGACAGAGGUGCACUCCUCCUCCACCGACGGGGACUCCUCCAACGACGAAGAAAGAAUGCAGAGACGUUGUCUGUCGGACGGAGGAGGGAUCGCUUCGGUGAACGACUUCCAGAGCCAGCCAGAGGACAUGUCCAUGUCUAGACUAGAAGCUGAAGAGAGAAAGGCCUCCCCUGGCUCUCCCAAGAACCUAAGUUUCAACGACCAAGAAUCGAGUUCGCGUUCACCGGACGCCAGAGAAGCAACCGUGAACGCUGUCAGACGAGACACGGUCUCUUCUCAGGACGAAGUAGCUCAAGAAGAGCCUCGUGAUCUGAGCUCGCGAGCGAGUAGCGUGAAAUCUCCCAAGAGGCAGGUGAGUCCCGAGCCAAAGGUGUCUCCGGACCAAGCUGAGAUUCUUUCCAACGCUGCGUCGAGCCAGAAGGAAGCUAACUCGAUGGAUCAUCAGGCGGACGGUGGGAAGAGCGAUAGCGACGAGAGGAGGAGAGACGAGGAGGUAGGGCCUAAAACGAAAAAAGAGUCAGAGACGUGUACGGUGGAGAAGGUGAGGGAUAAUCAGAAGCAGCAGCAACAGCAGCAGCAUGAGGAGGAGGAGGAGGAGGAGGAUGAAGAGGAUGAGCCGAUGGAGGAGGUCGAUGAUGAUGAUGAUGAUGAGGGUGAACGCGGCGCUCGUCCCGAUGAUCCCUCCCGUGCCCCGAGCUCGGUCGACAGCCGUCCGACGACAGCCGACGACCUCUCCCACGACUCCUCGACCACCAACACUUUGCGUCAACUCGAGUCCUUGUCGCAGGGUCGCGCGAUGCAGCGGUACACCACCACCAGCGGCAGCAGCGGGACGCAGCGGGUGGCUUCGAGGUGUGGCCGCGGCUCUACCAGCCCCGUCAGCCUCACGACGCACCAGGAGACCACCAUGGACAAUUCCUCACAUGGCUCUCGUUCAUCCAGCGCCUCACCCUCCACAGCGGCCAUGGAUAUGGACAAUAGCUUGAUCACGUACGCCCGUUACGAGAACGGCGGGUUCGUCAGCACGCAGGAGGUCCCGUUGGACAGAGAGAAUCCGAGACGUUGCACUGCCUGCGGGAAGGUGUUUCAAAAUCAUUUCGGGGUCAAGACGCACUACCAGAACGUUCAUCUGAAAGUGAUGCAUCGUUGCAGCGUGGACGGCUGCAACGCCGCGUUUCCCUCGAAACGUUCGCGAGAUCGACACUCGGCUAACCUGAAUCUCCACCGGAAAUUACUCUCCACAUCGUCGAGCCCGCCGUUGUCGUCUAGCAUGCCGCCGAGUCUGUCGCCGAGAGUCGAGGACACUCAGAUCAGCCCUCUGUUGCCCAACGAGUUCCUCGCCAGACUGUACGCGGACGCUGGAAUCGGCGCUUAUCCGCUAACGCCUGGACUGCCAUCUGCCGUCGAUCUGGCGGCUAGAAUACCCCCACCACAUCCGCUACUGCUGCCGCCGCAUCUCGGCGCGACCUUCUCCGGGCUGUCGUCGUUCGCGUCGCAUUUGGCCGGUUUGAACGGACUCACUCAUCAGCAUUUGAAUCAUUUGACGAGGAUGUCGUCGCAGGAACAAGGGAACAGACACCCAUCGGGCUCUGGCUCGCCUCUGUCUUCGCCUGGAUCCGAGGAUAGGAAAGAGGAGGCCAGAUGUACGAUACCCGGCUGUGACAGGGUGUUCGGCUCGAGAGCUGUCAGAGAUGCACACUCAAAGGAUCCACAGGCUCAUCGUGAUCUACCGGUUUUGUCGACGAGCGGCUCGUGA
Molecule: messenger RNA, 3694 nt
Organism: Habropoda laboriosa
Lineage: Eukaryota; Metazoa; Arthropoda; Insecta; Hymenoptera; Apidae
Biological process (GO): regulation of DNA-templated transcription
Cellular component (GO): nucleus
Source: RefSeq, a predicted model, not a curated record